Messenger RNA from Onychomys torridus (southern grasshopper mouse), 2112 nucleotides. It is a transcript of the gene Fbxo27, whose product is annotated as F-box protein 27. The transcript has 6 exons. Bases 367 to 1314 code for a protein of 315 amino acids. The record is from RefSeq and is a predicted model, not a curated record. Gene Ontology annotation, biological process: SCF-dependent proteasomal ubiquitin-dependent protein catabolic process; glycoprotein catabolic process. Gene Ontology annotation, molecular function: ubiquitin protein ligase activity; protein binding. NCBI's taxonomy places the organism in Eukaryota, Metazoa, Chordata, Mammalia, Rodentia, Cricetidae. Gene Ontology annotation, cellular component: SCF ubiquitin ligase complex; cytoplasm.
UUUUGGUCCUCUAGAGCCUGCCUUUUCCUGUAAAUCACGGAUGAUUAUGUCUGACAUUAAAGAAGACUGGUUCAAUGCGGCGUUUAGGGGUGGAGCCUUCCACUCGGAUGCCUAGCCAAAAUAAUAGUUGUUGCCAGAGGCCAGACGUCUACUGCGGAUUUAGGGUCAUUCCAAGUGUCGGGACUGUUGCGGAAUUCCUAGGACUGUCCCAGAGCCCUGGCCUCAUCUGUGUCGCCAGGUGGAUUCACACGGUGUCCUCAGCCGGAAGGAGGUGGGGUCUUGAACUAAAGGGCUGGGACUUUAGGAAAUGAGAGAGUCUCAGACAAGUCCCAUCUGGGAACAACCGCUUUAGGCAGGACUAGGACUAUGAGGUCCUCCAGGCCGCGGAGGGGAGCUGGCAGAGGUGCUGUCCCGACCAGGCGGGGCGCGGGGACCAUGGGUGCCUGGACCUCCAGGGCCCGGGUCCCCACGCGGGAGCCCGACCCCCAGGAGACGCUGGACCUGAGCCGUCUACCCCCCGAGCUGCUCCUGGUGGUGCUGAGCCACGUGCCCCCGCGAACGCUGCUGCUGCACUGCCGCCGGGUGUGCCGCGCCUGGCGCGCCCUGGUGGAUGGCCAGGCCUUGUGGCUGCUCAUGCUGGCCCGCGACCGCAGCGCUGCCGGCCGCGCCCUGUUGUCGCUGGCCCGCCGCUGCCUGCCCCCGACCCGCGAAGGCAGGCCCUGCCCGCUGGGCCAGUUCUGCGUGCGACAGCCACUAGGUCGCAACCUCAUCAGCAACCCCUGCGGCCAAGAAGGCCUGCGCAAGUGGAUGGUGCAGCAUGGUGGAGAUGGCUGGGUGGUGGAGAGGAACAUGAAGCCUGUGCCUGGGGCCCCCUCACAGACCUGCUUUGUGACUUCCUUCAGCUGGUGCUGCAAGAAGCAGGUGGUGGACCUGCAGGAGAAGGGGCUGUGGCCAGAGCUGCUGGACAGUGGUGGUGUGGAGAUUGCUGUCUCUGACUGGUGGGGUGCUCGACACGACAGUGGCUGCAAGUACCGUCUCCUCGUCCAACUUCUUGAUGCUCACCAGAACGUCCUGGAUAAGUUCUCGGCUGUGCCAGACCCCAUUGAGCAAUGGAACAACAACAUCUACCUGCAGGUCACGCACGUGUUCUCCAACAUCAGGAGAGUCCGUUUUGUGUCUUUUGAGCACUGGGGCCAGGACACACAGUUCUGGGCUGGCCACUAUGGGGCCAGAGUGACCAACUCCAGUGUGGUCCUGCAAGUCUGUCAGCCCCAGGCAAAGGCCGGCCACCACCAACCUGGCAAGACAGCCUGACUGUGCCUUCCAGGAGAUGAGGUUGCUGACUGGAAUUCUUCACGGAUUAAGCAUUCACACCUUCCUGGAACAUGAAACUCUAGGACCCUGUGGAGGGUCCUGCUUGGCCUUGUUUGAAGUCUUGAACACCGAGUCCUCCUCCAUCAGGUCUGCCCAUUGCUGCUGCUUGGGUAGAGCGAGGGGGCCUGGCGCCCGAGUGCACGCUCGGCUCAGAGAGGUCACAAGCUGCCUCUGUUUCAGCUUGAUCCCUCACUGCCUGUCCUCAGUAUUGAUCCCCCAGCCUUUUUUGAGACAGGGUCUCAUGUAUCCAGUGGCUAAAACCAAGGGUGGCUUUAGACUCCUGCCUUUGCCACUCAAGUGCUGGGAUUGCAGGCAUGCACCAAUACUUCCCAGGUUUGUGUGGUGCUGGGGUAAGCCCAGGGCUUAGUGCAAGCCAGGCACACAUUUUACCAACUAAGCAGCGUCCCCAAGCAUUGUCUUCUUGUCACUUCCUGUUUCUGCCUCAGGGACUUUCUUUGUCCCUUUACUGAAGCCCUCCACUCAUAUCUGAACUUAUGGCUAGCAAAAUCCCAACUCCCAUGUGAAUCCAAGCUCACAUGGCUCCAACCAGGUCUCCUCAUUGAAGGGUAUGUCUGCCCACAGAUUUUCUCCAAACAAUGAGGAAGUGCCUAGAGCUGCAACCCUGAUCCUCAGGGACCUCUGAAUUGUGUAAUAUUUAAAGUUAUUUAUCAUUUUCUCAAACAGAGAAUAAUCAUGUACUGGCAAUAUCUGUCUGCCAAUUGCACUGUAAUAAAUUAU